AUGAAAGUUCGGCUCAGACGACCUCUCCUCCUUCUUCUCUUGCUGUCAAUUCUGUCACCUGGCCUAGCGAGAUCGCCUCGAAGUGUUAAGCGCGGAAAAGGCCAGGUCUUAGUCCCUAGAGACUCCGGCGUGUCGAAGCCAGCCUCCGAACAGCCUGCGGGGCCUGCGCAGUUGAACCCAGUUGGGACCAAGGACGCGCCUGUAGAUGGCAAAGAUGGCAAACCACAUGCUGGUCCGUUUGUUGAGACUGAAGCAGAGCGGGAUCGCAAGAAGGCGAAGGACUCGGGCGAUGAGGAUCCUGCCAUCAUCACCUCGGCAGGACCAGCUAAAGAGCAAGCAGAUCUACGUCCAACAAACGAUGGUGUGAUGGAUGAUCCGAACCGAAUCGGUCCCAAGGACGGUACACGAGGCACUGAGGGAGGCGUAAGCGAGAAGUCGAAAGAGAGCAGGGUUGGAGGGGAGAAAAAGCCAGACCCGCCUAAAGAAGCACCACCAUUGCCUCACAGCGAGCAGGAGAUGAUGAAUGAUCAUCCUAGCAAGGAUAUGGAGAAGGACCUAGAAGAGGAGAAAAAGCUCUUAGAGAAACCAACGGAUCUACCAAGCAAACCCCAUGAUAUACCACCUGCAGAAAAUCCUUCAUCACCAAAAGAUGACAUUCUCGAGCCGGGUAGAAGCUCCUCAGACCAAAAAAACAAGCAGACACCUUUAGAUGAGGCGAAUGGGGUCAUUCAACCGCUCCAUUCCCUUCUCCUAUCUUUCACCAUGAUCCUCUUCUCUGAAAUCGGCGACAAAACCUUCAUUGUCGCAGCACUUAUGGCGAUGCGAAAUCCUCGGAUGGUGGUCUUCACGUCCGCUUUUUGUGCGAUGAUUGUCAUGACUGUGCUCUCCGCCAUGCUCGGUCAUGCGGUGCCUUCUUUAAUACCCAAGUCCAUCACUAAUUUCCUUGCCGCUGCUCUUUUUCUAGUCUUUGGUAUCAAGAUGCUUUUCGAAGCACGCAAAAUAUCUCCUGAUGAGGGUGUCAGCGAGGAGAUGAAAGAAGUUGAAAUGGAACUAGAAGAGAAAGAGCAUCAACAACGAAGAAUGAGCAGACGAAGGUCAUCAGUAAGUCCUUAUGUUUUAGAAUCUGGACGCGGAGUGCGCAAAUCACGGGCAGCUACUACUCGACUGCCCUCGCCACCCGACAGUCCCUCAUCUUCAUCCUCAAGGGAUAGCUCACCGUCUCGACAAUCAUUCUUGUCGAACGCCUUAGUGGGAAUCAACAAUCUCCUCUCCUUACUUUUGAGUCCCGCUUGGGUUCAAACCUUUGUCAUGACCUUCCUUGGCGAGUGGGGAGACCGAAGUCAAAUCGCUACGAUCGCCAUGGCUGCUGGCCAGGAUUACUGGUGGGUCAUAGGAGGUGCUUUGGGUGGUCAUUUUAUCUGUACAGGAGCGGCCGUUCUGGGUGGCGCAGCCAUUGCGGGAAAGGUCAGCCUAAGAGUUGUUACUAUGGGUGGCGCCAUCGCGUUUCUUGUGUUUGGAUUUAUAUACCUUUUCGAGGCAAUCUAUUGA
Messenger RNA from Endocarpon pusillum Z07020, 1548 nucleotides. RefSeq lists its product as uncharacterized. Lineage: Eukaryota; Fungi; Ascomycota; Eurotiomycetes; Verrucariales; Verrucariaceae. The record is from RefSeq and is a predicted model, not a curated record. Bases 1 to 1548 code for a protein of 515 amino acids. The transcript is spliced from 3 exons. Gene Ontology annotation, molecular function: manganese ion transmembrane transporter activity; calcium ion transmembrane transporter activity. Gene Ontology annotation, biological process: manganese ion transmembrane transport; Golgi calcium ion homeostasis; Golgi calcium ion transport. Gene Ontology annotation, cellular component: fungal-type vacuole membrane; Golgi apparatus.